GUAGGUUAUCGCGAGAGAGUUCGUCUGUCCCAGCCAGGCGUCGUGUGAACAGCAGCUGGUCCCGAAGGCAAAGGGAGCCUGCGGGGAAACUGAGGCUCAGGGUGGGACUUGGAAUUGUGGGACUUUCUGAAACCGCCGUCUUUCCUUGCGGGAGCAGAAGAUGUCGGACAGCGAGGACAGUAACUUCUCUGAGGAGGAGGACAGCGAACGCAGCAGCGACGGCGAGGAGGCCGAGGUAGAGGAGGAGCGGCGGAGCGCGGCGGGCAGUGAGAAGGAGGAAGAGCCAGAGGAAGAAGAGGAGGAGGAAGAGGAGGAAGAAUAUGAUGAGGAAGAGGAGGAGGAAGACGAUGACCGGCCCCCCAAGAAACCCCGCCAUGGAGGCUUCAUUCUGGAUGAGGCUGAUGUGGACGAUGAGUAUGAGGACGAGGACCAGUGGGAGGAUGGAGCAGAGGACAUCCUAGAGAAAGUAGAAGAGAUCGAAGCCUCCAAUAUCGAUAAUGUUGUUCUGGAUGAAGACCGUUCUGGAGCUCGCCGCUUACAGAACCUCUGGAGGGACCAACGAGAAGAAGAACUGGGAGAGUAUUACAUGAAAAAAUAUGCCAAGUCCUCGGUGGGCGAGACGGUAUAUGGCGGAUCUGAUGAGCUCUCGGAUGACAUCACCCAGCAGCAGCUGCUCCCAGGAGUCAAGGACCCCAACCUGUGGACUGUCAAGUGUAAGAUUGGGGAGGAACGGGCCACAGCCAUUUCCUUGAUGCGCAAGUUCAUUGCCUACCAGUUCACAGACACGCCCCUGCAGAUUAAGUCGGUUGUGGCCCCAGAGCAUGUGAAGGGCUACAUCUACGUGGAGGCGUAUAAGCAGACCCACGUGAAGCAGGCCAUUGAGGGCGUGGGCAACCUGCGGCUCGGGUACUGGAACCAGCAGAUGGUGCCCAUCAAGGAGAUGACGGACGUGCUCAAGGUGGUGAAGGAGGUGGCCAACCUGAAGCCGAAGUCCUGGGUCCGCCUCAAGCGGGGUAUCUAUAAGGAUGACAUUGCUCAGGUGGAUUACGUGGAGCCCAGCCAGAACACCAUCUCCCUGAAGAUGAUCCCGCGCAUAGACUACGACCGCAUCAAGGCUCGCAUGAGCUUGAAAGACUGGUUUGCCAAAAGGAAGAAGUUCAAGCGACCGCCACAGAGGCUGUUUGAUGCUGAGAAGAUCAGGUCCCUGGGGGGUGAUGUUGCCUCUGAUGGUGACUUCCUCAUCUUCGAGGGGAACCGCUAUAGCCGGAAGGGCUUUCUCUUCAAGAGCUUCGCCAUGUCUGCUGUGAUCACAGAGGGUGUGAAGCCCACUCUCUCCGAGCUGGAGAAGUUUGAGGACCAGCCAGAGGGCAUCGACCUGGAGGUGGUGACUGAGAGCACAGGGAAGGAACGGGAGCACAACUUCCAGCCGGGAGACAACGUGGAGGUAUGCGAGGGUGAGCUCAUCAACCUGCAGGGCAAGAUCCUGAGUGUGGACGGCAACAAGAUCACCAUCAUGCCCAAGCACGAGGACCUCAAGGAUAUGCUGGAGUUCCCAGCCCAGGAACUUCGGAAGUACUUCAAGAUGGGGGACCACGUGAAGGUGAUUGCUGGCCGCUUCGAGGGCGACACAGGCCUCAUCGUGCGGGUGGAGGACAACUUUGUCAUCCUCUUUUCUGACCUCACCAUGCACGAGCUGAAAGUGCUGCCCCGCGACCUGCAGCUCUGCUCAGAGACGGCAUCGGGUGUAGACGUGGGGGGCCAGCACGAGUGGGGUGAGCUGGUGCAGCUGGACCCGCAGACCGUGGGUGUUAUCGUGCGGCUGGAGCGGGAGACCUUCCAGGUGCUGAACAUGUAUGGGAAGGUGGUGACCGUCAGGCAUCAGGCCGUGACCCGGAAGAAGGACAACCGCUUUGCUGUGGCCCUGGACUCGGAACAGAACAACAUCCACGUGAAAGACAUCGUCAAGGUCAUCGACGGUCCCCACUCGGGCCGGGAGGGCGAGAUUCGCCACAUCUUCCGGAGUUUUGCCUUCCUGCAUUGCAAGAAACUGGUGGAGAACGGGGGCAUGUUUGUCUGCAAGACACGCCACCUGGUGCUGGCGGGGGGCUCGAAGCCCCGAGAUGUGACCAACUUCACUGUGGGCGGCUUUGCCCCUAUGAGCCCCCGGAUCAGCAGCCCUAUGCACCCCAGUGCCGGAGGUCAGCGCGGAGGCUUUGGUAGCCCGGGUGGCGGUGGUGGCGGCAUGAGUCGGGGCCGCGGACGGAGAGACAACGAGCUGAUCGGCCAGACCGUGCGCAUCUCCCAAGGGCCCUACAAAGGCUACAUCGGCGUGGUGAAGGAUGCCACUGAGUCCACGGCCCGCGUGGAGCUGCACUCCACCUGCCAGACCAUCUCUGUUGACCGCCAGCGGCUCACCACAGUGGGCUCACGGCGCCCCGGUGGCAUGACCUCAACCUAUGGGCGGACACCCAUGUACGGCUCCCAGACGCCCAUGUAUGGUUCCGGCUCCCGCACGCCCAUGUACGGCUCACAGACACCUCUCCAGGAUGGUAGCCGCACCCCGCAUUACGGCUCGCAGACACCCCUGCACGACGGCAGCCGCACGCCUGCCCAGAGUGGGGCCUGGGACCCUAAUAACCCUAACACGCCGUCACGGGCUGAGGAAGAGUACGAGUACGCCUUUGACGAUGAGCCCACCCCGUCACCGCAGGCCUACGGGGGAACCCCCAAUCCCCAAACACCUGGCUAUCCUGACCCCUCGUCCCCACAGGUCAACCCGCAGUACAACCCACAGACACCAGGGACACCGGCCAUGUACAACACAGACCAGUUCUCACCCUACGCCGCCCCCUCCCCACAAGGCUCCUACCAGCCCAGCCCCAGUCCCCAGAGCUACCACCAGGUGGCGCCAAGCCCAGCAGGCUACCAGAACACCCACUCUCCUGCCAGCUACCACCCCACGCCCUCACCCAUGGCCUAUCAGGCCAGCCCCAGCCCCAGCCCUGUUGGCUACAGUCCGAUGACACCCGGAGCCCCCUCCCCUGGUGGUUACAACCCGCACACACCGGGCUCAGGCAUUGAACAGAACUCCAGUGACUGGGUGACCACUGACAUCCAGGUGAAGGUGCGGGACACCUACCUGGAUACACAGGUGGUGGGGCAGACCGGCGUCAUCCGCAGCGUCACGGGAGGCAUGUGCUCUGUGUACCUGAAGGACAGUGAGAAGGUGGUCAGCAUCUCCAGUGAGCACCUGGAGCCCAUCACCCCUACCAAGAACAAUAAGGUGAAGGUCAUCCUGGGUGAGGACCGGGAAGCUACAGGCGUCCUGCUGAGCAUCGAUGGCGAGGACGGCAUUGUGCGAAUGGACCUUGACGAACAGCUCAAGAUCCUCAACCUCCGCUUCCUAGGGAAGCUCCUGGAGGUCUGAGGCAGGCAGGGUGGGUGAACUUUGGCAGAUUCCUGGCAGGUGGUGUGUGACCCUCCUUUCCCUUGGCUGUGACCCUGGGGCUGGAGCCGAGCGAGGCAGGUCAUUCUGGGUGUCCUUUAUUUUCCUUUCUGGGUUCCCAUCCCCUCCCUCCCUGAUGUUUUGGGACUCUAUCUCCAUCAUGGGAAUCAGAGUAGAGUCUGGGGAGGGUCUUCACCUUGUAUGCACCACUCCCCCAAGCUUGCUUUUGCGUUACGGUCUUUCAAUAAAAAGCCAUUUGGUCAA
Molecule: messenger RNA, 3709 nt
Organism: Loxodonta africana (African savanna elephant)
Lineage: Eukaryota; Metazoa; Chordata; Mammalia; Proboscidea; Elephantidae
Gene: SUPT5H
Product: SPT5 homolog, DSIF elongation factor subunit
Exons: 30
Coding region: 161-3427 (1088 amino acids)
Biological process (GO): regulation of DNA-templated transcription elongation; transcription elongation-coupled chromatin remodeling; transcription elongation by RNA polymerase II
Cellular component (GO): DSIF complex
Molecular function (GO): mRNA binding; protein binding
Source: RefSeq, a predicted model, not a curated record